Molecule: messenger RNA, 5140 nt
Organism: Castor canadensis (American beaver)
Lineage: Eukaryota; Metazoa; Chordata; Mammalia; Rodentia; Castoridae
Source: RefSeq, a predicted model, not a curated record
UAAUCUCUCUUUUCCCGCUCCCUUUCUUGAAAUGACUUUGACAGGUUUCCGUGUUCCAUAUUCAUACACGUAUUAGAAAGUACCUCAGCCAUAUUUCCCUUCCCCUCCUGUUACCCUCCCCUUAUCAUGACCUGUAUUACAUUCCUGUUCAUUGUUUAGUGUAUGUUAGUCAUUUUUUUUUUUUAAAGAGUCAUUCUUAACUGUCAUGUUUAUGCUGCAGCAACAAAAAGUUCCCACAAAGUAGGAUGCUGCAGAGAUAAUUACCAGUUUGGGUCGUCAUAUUUUGCAUAUGCAAGACACUAGGUUGGGAGCUCUAGGAGACGCACUAAUUAAUUAAACUUAAAGUUUUGAAGUGAAAUUCAAGUCUGUAAAGGUUUUAAGCCAAAUUUUGAGUUGCUCUCGCUGUUCACUUGUGUACUUCUUUUCUAUAUCCUUUCUAUCAUCAAACUGCCAGCAGCACUGAGGAGUGAGGGAAGAUACCAAGUCCAUUUAAUACUGUGAGUUUAGGACUAUUUUCUAGAUUUUUGUACUUUCAGUUUUCCUUUUAUAACUGUUGGUUAUUUUUUAAUGACAUAGAUUUUCUUUUAUGAUCCAGUAUUAAUCCCUAAUCUGUUCUGUGCUCAUAUAACCAGACUUCAUGUUACUGCCCUUUGAAACACACUUAGAUUAUUGGGGUGAAUGUAUAAAAUCUGUUUACCUCUCAUCCUGCUUCCUGGUUAUAUCAGUCAAGAAGAUGUUUGCACUUGCCUCCUAGGCCUUUUUUCUUGGCUAUGCUUUUCUUUGCUUUUUCACUCUUUGGAUGAAACAAAUGCUGUAAUUCUUAUCUUUCUCUUAUAAUCCAGUUUUAUAUCAUUUUCCUAUUAAGCUUAUUCCAUUCCUAUAUUCUAAAUGAGGGUGUGCUGUUCUUUGGACUGUUUCCCUUAUCUAUAAUUGGUCAUGUUUAAUGAUUUGGGUUCUUUUUCUUUUUGGGAUGGUAGCAUUUAUUUAUAUGAUUUUAAAUCAUGCCAUGUUUGGGUUCUUACUGUAAGCAGGAACAGGCAGCUUGCUCCUACUGUCUCAUAGUCAGGCUUUUAAUCAUUGUCUUUAAAGGGUAGAGAAUUUUUAAGGCAAAGAAAACUGAGAUAAUCACAGAAAGAAGGUGAAAUCAUCAAAGUAAAUUCAGAGUAAAAGGAGUAGUAGGUAAAGACUCUGAGGGAAAGUUAAUGCUUCUUUCACAGUAAACCUGGCUAUAACUACUCAUGGCCAUCUCUUUUUUCUUAAUGUGUUUAUUGUGAUAAAAGUCUGGAAUGUAUAUCUAAUUAAAAAUUUAAAAAAAAAACUCAAAACUAUGGGUAGUUUUCUGAACAACUGACUUUUGAUUCUACUUUUUAAUUUCCCUUAAUAUUCACAUUUUUAUACUCCCUUGUUUUUAUUGUCACUUAACUUUAUAACCCUUUUAUAAAAUUGAGUGAUUUGUGAUUCAUUUCUCUGCUUUUCUUCCCACAAGCAAGUUGAAUUUAAUUCUGCCAAGAAAACUCUUAUGACAAGCCAAAAGGAAUGCACCCUCUUUCAUGAAGCUAAAGCUGUGUGUAUUUGUGGAUCAGACAAGUGCAGCAAGUUAAUAUCAUUGACUUCUGAAGGGGAGAGUGAGGUGAUGGCUUCGUUUAAGUUGGAUUUCCUUCCAGAAAUGAUGGUGGAUCAUUGCUCUUUGAAUUCCAGUCCCGUCUCAAAGAAAAUGAACGGCACCCUGGACCACCCAGACCAACCAGAUCUUGAUGCUAUCAAGAUGUUUGUGGGCCAGGUUCCAAGGACCUGGUCUGAGAAGGACUUGAGGGAACUCUUUGAACAGUAUGGUGCUGUCUAUGAAAUCAAUGUCCUAAGGGAUAGGAGCCAAAACCCUCCUCAGAGCAAAGGGUGCUGUUUUGUUACAUUUUACACCCGUAAAGCUGCAUUAGAAGCGCAGAAUGCUCUUCACAACAUGAAGGUCCUUCCAGGGAUGCAUCAUCCUAUACAGAUGAAACCUGCUGACAGUGAAAAGAACAAUGCAGUGGAAGACAGAAAGCUGUUCAUUGGUAUGAUUUCCAAGAAGUGCACUGAAAAUGACAUCCGAGUCAUGUUCUCUUCAUUUGGACAGAUUGAAGAGUGCCGGAUAUUGCGGGGACCUGAUGGCCUGAGCCGAGGUUGUGCAUUUGUGACUUUUACAACAAGAGCCAUGGCACAGACAGCUAUCAAGGCAAUGCACCAAGCACAAACCAUGGAGGGUUGCUCAUCUCCAAUGGUGGUAAAAUUUGCUGAUACACAGAAGGACAAAGAACAGAAGAGAAUGGCCCAGCAGCUCCAGCAGCAGAUGCAGCAGAUCAGCGCAGCAUCUGUAUGGGGAAACCUUGCUGGUCUAAAUACUCUUGGACCCCAGUAUUUAGCACUUUAUUUGCAGCUCCUUCAGCAGACUGCCUCCUCUGGGAACCUCAACACCCUGAGCAGCCUCCACCCAAUGGGAGGGUUAAAUGCAAUGCAGUUACAGAAUUUGGCCGCACUAGCUGCGGCAGCUAGUGCAGCUCAGAAUACACCAAGUGGUACCAAUGCUCUCACUACAUCCAGCAGUCCCCUCAGCGUACUCACCAGUUCAGCAGGGUCUUCACCUAGCUCCAGCAGCAGUAACUCUGUCAACCCUAUAGCCUCACUUGGAGCCCUGCAGACAUUAGCUGGAGCAACAGCUGGCCUCAACGUCGGGUCUUUGGCAGGGAUGGCUGCUUUAAAUGGUGGCCUGGGCAGCAGUGGCCUUUCUAAUGGCACUGGGAGCACCAUGGAGGCCCUCACCCAGGCCUACUCGGGUAUUCAGCAAUAUGCUGCAGCAGCGCUCCCAACUCUGUACAACCAGAAUCUGUUGACACAGCAGAGUAUUGGUGCUGCUGGAAGCCAGAAGGAAGGUCCAGAAGGAGCCAACCUGUUCAUCUACCACCUGCCCCAGGAGUUUGGAGAUCAGGACCUGUUGCAGAUGUUUAUGCCCUUUGGGAAUGUCGUGUCUGCCAAGGUUUUUAUUGACAAGCAGACAAACCUGAGCAAGUGUUUUGGUUUUGUAAGUUACGACAAUCCUGUUUCGGCUCAAGCUGCCAUCCAGUCCAUGAAUGGUUUUCAGAUUGGCAUGAAGCGACUUAAAGUGCAGCUCAAGCGUUCGAAGAAUGACAGCAAGCCCUACUGAGCGUGCUCCCCUCUGAGACUGGAGUGAGAGGGUCUUCUGGUAAGUUGGGGAGGAGCACCCUUAAAAUGAUUCGAAGCCCUAAGGCUGUGUGUUGACAGCCCUGGACCCUGAUCCCUGCCACUCUCGCAGGCACAGCUUGCCCUGAAGACUCAGCUACUGCCUUCUGUGGGAGUUUCGCUUCGUACAGAGGACAAGUUUGUGCUUUGGUUUCCAGUGUUUUACUUUGGAGUUUAGGUGCCAUAUCCUGAGUUGGGUUUUUUUGUUGUUUGUUUUUUUUGUUUUGUUUUGUUUUUAAAGUUUGCUGUGCUUGUAACCAGUGUGUUGAGAAGGACCAACACCAAACCACCCUGGUGGAGGGGGAAGAGGGAAAUGUUUAAAAAAGAUGAUCACAAUUUUCCCCAAACCACCCCAAGAGAAAGGACAAAGUGGAACAAAAAGUUGACCACCCCCCCGCCCCAGAAUCUCCCUGAGUGCAAGGGUGGGUGAAAUGAGAAUUAACAUCCAAGAGCUCCUGGGGUGGAGCAAACGCGUUGGCUGUGGAGGAGAGUGGGAGUGACUUGACUCCUGAUGCCUUGGGAACUGGAGGCGGAAACUCUUCCAUAGCUGUCUUCUAUGAAAAUUCUCAGUUUUUGCCACCUAUUUUUCAGAUUCUUGUCCUGGAUUUCUGCCCCUUUUUCCUAAAAGGGGUCAGCAAUUCUCUGGAAAUAUAGCCCCUCUUAAAAUAGUCUGACAUAUGCAAAAUGCAGAGAGACAUCACCCAUUACUGGCCUUGCCAUCCUACCAUUGGUAUUGGAUUGCCUUGCUUGGCUGGUGGCUAUUUUGGAGAAGCAGCCAAAGAGGUCAUUUUUUUAGUUUAUUUCAACAUCAAAUUAGGCCAUGGCCCAUUUCCAACAGCUCCCUUUAAGAAGGCCUUUAUGGAAGACAUUGCCUGAUUUACUUCCUUGAAGUUCACCACAGGAAGAAAUAUCACCUCCAUCCCAAGCUGCAAUUUUCUCAUGAGGGCAGAUCCAAGCAGCUCUUGCAGUAUGUAGCUGAAGGGGGCACUUCUCCUGGACAGGGUGAUCAAAAGCCAUCUAGCUGGGGGAGGAGGAGCCUGCUGCUUGGUAUACCUAAAUCUGAAAGUCCCUUCAAGCCAGGAUGCUGCAUUUAACAGUGGCCAGAAUUUGGUACUUAAGAAGAUGCAGAAAUCCACACCUGCCUCGUUGAUUGAGGUGUACCAAAGGUAGUGUUCCCACAGAGAUCUGGCAGGCCCUUCUAACCGCUCUAGCCCUAUCCUCUAGCCCUAUCUUCUGCCCUUGAGGACAGAGGAGAGUGCAGGACGUUUACAGCCUCCUUAUGGAUUUAGUGUUCAUUUACCUCAGUAUUACUGUAUUCGUUUUUGUCCUCGUGCUUAAAGUUAGCUCCCUGCUGCCUCCCACAGGUCUUACUCCAGCUCUUACCUGUGACCCACACAGCCUCUGGACUCUGCCUCUGUUCCAAAUGCAGUGGGGUGGAGAACCAGGAAUGACACGCUGUGGGAAUGUGCACCUGGGUAGAGGUAGUCCUGUUAGAAUAUGACUAUUACCACAGCCAGGGACUGGGUUACUGGAUUCCUGGAAGCUUAAACCUCACAAAUAUGAGUCCUGACCCUUAGCAGCAGAGAUCAAAAUAAAAGGGUUGGUUUGCUUUUAAGUCAGAUGAGGCUCUCUCCUUGUCAUGCUGUCCCUGUGGGUAUGACAUGCCCGUCUUGUUGUGCAGGUAGUUGUUGGGGUUGGAUUGUCCCAUCGAAGCUGGGACAGCUGUUCCCUUCUCAUAGUAAUAACUUGGGUGUGUUGUCCUCUAAGAAACGUCAAACAUACUUCUUGAGCUGAACCACGUAAACUUGAAUUCUGCACACUGAGAGAAAUGUGUCCUGUGUUUCAAAGGAUAAAACUGUUCUAAAGGCUUCCAGGGUCAUGAUGGGCUUUUUUUUUUUUUUUAAAU